Odobenus rosmarus divergens (Pacific walrus) is the source of this 1200-nucleotide messenger RNA. It is a transcript of the gene CFAP92, whose product is annotated as KIAA1257 ortholog. The transcript is spliced from 7 exons. The record is from RefSeq and is a predicted model, not a curated record. Lineage: Eukaryota; Metazoa; Chordata; Mammalia; Carnivora; Odobenidae.
AUGUCGCUGCGUGCCUGGGAGUGGGAGGGUGAGGACAGGGUGAGCAUGGGGCCCAUGUCCUCCAUGGCCAGCUUUUACCAGUCUGGGAGUGAGUGUGGUAUGGAGGAGUACCUGAAGGUCAAAGCCCAAGCCCAGGAGUCAGACUCUGAGCACCCAUGCAGCAGCGAGUCCUCAUAUGGGCCUGCCAGCACCUUCAACUCCGAUGUGCCCCAGAUUGUCCCCUGCAAAUUCAUCAUCUCACUGGCCUUCGCAGUGAACACUGGUUAUAAAGGAAAAUAUACAAUAUUGAUGGAAAAAUAUAGGAAACACCCUAAAAUGGACAAACCUGUUGCAAAGGUUCGCCGUUACUACCACAUUGAGUAUUUCCUUCUGCCUGAUGAUGCGGAGCCUAAAAAAGUUGACAUGGUAGUGUUUCCAAUGGUGGCCAAAGUGUUCCUGGAUUCAGGAGUAAAGACAGUGAGGCCGUGGCACGAAGGGGACAAAGUCUGGGUGUCAUGGACCCAAACUUUUAACAUCAACGUGACGAAGGAAUUACUAAAGAAAAUUAAUUUUCACAAAAUAACCUUGAAGGUCUGGGACACUAAGGACAAGGUUUCGAGAAAAGUCAGGUAUUAUCGGUUAAAGAAUACUGGGUAUUCAGAAGAUACAGGAUCUUUCGGUAAGUCAUAGGAAGUGAAAAAUUUGGUUUUAAAUCAGAGAAGAUUAUCUGCACAGGCCCCACACAUCAAAGAGGAGUGGAACCAGGAGGAUGCGCCAGAAAAAGCAGGAAAACACAUCAAGUCUUUGCAUGAUUCUCACCCAGCAGAGUCUGAAACUUUUCCCAAGAUCUCCGAGGAAUAUGAAAAGAUACCCAGAAUGGAAGAUCUUGCCACAGUUCGAUGGAGUAUUUCAAGAGAAACAGCUCUUUCUUUGGGAGCAGCAUCUGGGAUGGAGAUGAAGGAAUUAACUGAGAGAUCAUCAUUUAACAGCUUAAACAUGUUAGAAAAGCAAAAAUUUCAAGUUAAACAGAAAGACUCAGAGGGGAGAAAGAAGAGCCAGAAGAAAAGGAAGAAAUCUCGAGCAGAAGAGGAAACUGACCUCAAGGUGGAAGGAAAUUGGAAGCAUGGUACCUUCUCCACUGAGCUGGUGGUGACGCCGCUCCUUGCAGGUGGCUACCCCUGGUCCCCACAGGUUCUGGUUGUCUUGUCCUAUGUGGCUUGA